AUGGUAGACACGGGGUCACUCUACUCAGUCGUGCCAGGGUCAAUCUUGGACGAAUUGGGCAUAGCCCGCGACGAAGAGGAAACUUUCAGCUUGGCCGACGGCUCCCUGGUGGAGAUGGACAUAGGAUUGGCCUUGAUGACAUUGGAAGGCCGAUCCAGGACCGUUCAUGUGGCUUUUGGCACCGACGACGAGAUAAUUCUGAUCGGUGCAAUGACCUUGGAGCGUUUCGGGGCCGCGGCAGACCCGGUGAAUCAACGAUUGGUGCCAGCCAGGAUAACUCUCAACCACCGGGCCAAGAACUCUGCCGAUCUGGCCAUUACCGCGGACGCCAUUGCCGAUCUCAUCACCGGCCAGGCCGGUACGGUCGCAGUGGCGAGCAACGACAGCGACUUUGGCGCGCUCUUCGUCAAGGUUCCCGUAUCUCUGGUACCGGAGGUGGCCGCGCCCCCGCCGCCGCGCAGUCUGCCCCAAGCGGCCCGGCCCGCCCUGCAGUCUGCGGCCUCCCAGACGCCGGUCAGCGAUGAAGCAGUCGCGGAAGAAUUGCUGCGGCAGCUACCCGUGGGGCGUUUCCGCGCCGGCGACGCCCAGCAGGUGGUCAGUCGGCGCUGGCCGGAGCAUCCGGCCGCCGGCGAAGCUUCCCGGUUCGGGCUGUUCCUGCUCAACCGGAUCUGGCCUCUGCUGGAAAAACGCGGCGUCACGAUGCCUCGCCAGGGCUCGCCUCGCACCUACGAAAUUACACCGGGGUCCCCGGGCGCCGUGGCGAAGCAGGUGCCCCGGCAAGAAACCAAGCCAGCCAUGACGGCAUCGCCGGAACCCACGCCCGAGCCCAGCCUUGCCCAGUUGGCCGCCACCGUCGCCGCCGGCAUCACCGACGACGUGUUCAAGGCAUCCGAUGCCCAGGCCGCCCUGAAAGGCCGGACACCCCCGCAUCCUGCCGCGUCCUUCACGGCGGCGCAAUUCGGGAUCUGGUUCGCCAAGCAACUCUGGCCCAUCAUGGAGGAACACGGCGUCACCAUCGCCAAGGAAAAACCGCGCCGCUAUGAAAUGACCCCCGACGCGCGCCACAACCUGAUCGCCCUUGCCUGA
Geodia barretti is the source of this 1086-nucleotide messenger RNA. The record is from the annotation of a GenBank genome assembly. Lineage: Eukaryota; Metazoa; Porifera; Demospongiae; Tetractinellida; Geodiidae.